This is a messenger RNA of Rosa chinensis, 2418 nucleotides long. Its product is annotated as serine/threonine-protein kinase GRIK2. Gene Ontology annotation, biological process: protein phosphorylation; intracellular signal transduction. NCBI's taxonomy places the organism in Eukaryota, Viridiplantae, Streptophyta, Magnoliopsida, Rosales, Rosaceae. The coding region runs from base 818 to 2083 and encodes 421 amino acids. The transcript has 14 exons. Gene Ontology annotation, cellular component: cytoplasm. The record is from RefSeq and is a predicted model, not a curated record. Gene Ontology annotation, molecular function: ATP binding; protein serine/threonine kinase activity.
CAUGGGUCACGUAGAUUGGAAAUUUACCAAAACAAGAAUGGAGAAUGACGUUUGUGGCACCCUCUUGUAACCUCACACCAUGUUUAGGCAGUUGGACUCGAGUGUUGCUUUGUUCCCCCAACUUCCUCACCCAUCACGCACCUAAAAGGACACAAAACUGUCAACAAGCCCACCCACCAUUCUCCACUCUCUCCCUCCUUCCCUCCCUCCCUCCCUCCAUUCGUCUCCUUCGAUGCACGACAAGCAAAGCAACCAUUUUUAGCCAUCUUGCCGGACGCGACUUUCGCGUUGAAUUCCCCGUUCUGCCCCUCCGGUACACGCACCCUCCUCAAAUAACACCCAGCUCUGUUUUGAUGCUCUCCUCCCCCAAUUUGGCUCCUUCUCGUUUUCCCCAAAUCCCUUGUCCUUCCCCACCCCCAUUCGCUUAGAUUCAAUUCUGGCGAUUGUGCCAUCCUAGGGGUUCCGUCUCUCCUUCUCAGUGGGAAAGAUUGGAUUUUUAUUGGGCUUUUCCAUCAACAAGGAGUCUGCAUCUCUCUGAAUACAGGACAAGGUCAACUUAUUGUUGGUUGGGGUGGUGUGGGUUAGAGCCUGCAUUAGUGGAUAUAUAAAAACUGGAGUCAUCGCUAUGCUGUGUUUGAAUCGUGAUGGUUUCAAUAUUGCGAGCUUUUUCUUUCAUUUGGCUGAGUGGCAUCCACUUGAAUAGCAGAGCUGACUUGGGCCUGAAGCCCUCUCCCCUCCCUCUGUAAAAUCAGGUUUUGGAAAAAAAAUUUGGUUUUGGUUGGGAGCUAUAGUAACUACUUCACACAUCAAGUUUCUAAUGAUCCAUAAGAGUGUCUGUAUUGCUAGAAUGAUGGGAUGCUGCAGUUGCUUUGGUUUCUCCAUUGCUAGAAAGCCCAAACCGAAAAGGAAGCCUAGUUAUAGCUAUAGUAAUCACCCUUCACAGGAGCAUUUGUUGGAUGAUGAUUUAGAAGAUGAUGAUGAUUGUUCAUAUAAUGAUGAUGCUACAAGUAUGGGCAAUGCCGAAGAAAGUGCGCAGCAAAGUCGUGCCAAACGUCCUGAUGAGAUACUAAGUUUCAGAGAACAGAAUGGAAUGAUUUGCAGGCAGUACCCUGUGAAGGAAACCCACAAAGUUGUUCGCACAGAGGAUGAUGAUGGGAAUAAGAUGGUCAAUGAGUACGUUCGGGAGUGUAAGAUUGGUUCUGGCAGUUAUGGGAAAGUGGUUUUGUAUCGAAGCCUUGUAGAUGGAAAGCAUUAUGCACUAAAGGCGUUUCAUAAAUCUCAUUUAUUAAAACUCCGGGUUGCACCUUCGGAGACAGCUAUGACAGAUGUUCUUCGUGAGGUUCUUAUUAUGAAAAUGUUGGAACAUCCUAACAUAGUUAAUCUCAUUGAGGUGAUUGACGACCCAGACACAGACCAUUUCUACAUGGUUCUUGAAUAUGUGGAAGGCAAAUGGGUCUGUGAGGGUUCUGGUCCACCAGGGGGCCUAGGAGAAUCUACUGCAAGAAAGUACCUGCGGGACAUAGUUCGAGGGCUAAUGUAUCUCCAUGAUCAUAACAUAGUACAUGGUGAUAUCAAACCUGAUAAUCUGCUGGUUAGUAGUAAUGGUACGGUGAAGAUUGGGGAUUUUAGCGUCAGCCAAGUUUUUGAGGAUGAUAAUGACGAGCUGCGCCGAUCUCCAGGGACUCCUGUUUUCACUGCACCUGAAUGUUGUUUAGGCCUAACCUAUCAUGGUAAAGCUGCUGACACAUGGGCAGUGGGGGUUACUUUGUACUGUAUGGUAUUGGGACAAUACCCAUUCCUUGGAGAUACUCUGCAGGAUACAUAUGACAAGAUUGUUAAUAACCCUUUAGUACUUCCAGAGAAUAUGACCCCACAGUUGAAGAAUUUACUCGAAGGGCUUCUGUGCAAAGACCCUGCAAUGAGGAUGACUUUGGAGGAAGUUGCAGAUCAUAGUUGGGUUGUUGGAAAUGAUGGGAGAAUGCCUCAUUAUUUAUGCUGGUGCAAGCGGCGUCGCAAGAGUCUGAGUAUUAGAGAGGAAUCUAAUGGGACAAAAGAUGACUGUAGCAUAACCCAUACUGACUAGACUUUUUAGGGAGUUGAUUUAUGUAUAGCAAAAAAGUUAGGUUUUGUUGUUUGGUCUUUUCCUUCUCUUUGGACUUGCAAUCUUAUCUGCAGUGGUUAAUCAUGGCAAAAACUAGUCUUAGAUCCUCUUUAAGUUUGCAGCCUACCUUGGCCGGAGAAGGAGGUUGAGGUUCUGGCUUUCCAAUUUUGGUUUUAGAGUUGCCAAAAUUGUUUAUUUAUUUGUUUGCUUUUGGAAUUCUCGUUUGAUUUGAUGAAAAAAUGUGUUCAACUUGCUUAUCAUCCGGCGUCUGACACAUGGAAUAUGGCUUUUUGAAUUAUUGACAGAACCUUCUAUUU